GGAAUCACCCAUUGCAUCAUACUUGGUGGAGGAAGUCCUAAAAGACUGUGCUGCAAUUGUUAAACCGUACUUUUCAGAUGCCCUAAAAUCAAUGAGCUUUGAACCUGCUGAUUAUGCUCAAACGAUUGCUUUAUUAAGCAAUGAAAUGCCAAAAGGAAAAGAAAUGAUGGCAACUGAAAAUGCGCCUGCUACAGUACAUUGCGUAAAAGUUGGUCCAUCUGAGGCUAAAUGUUGUGAGCUAGCGCGGCAGGAUGACACUCACAGGGAGAAGCUAAAGGAUACUGUUUAACUAACAUCAUGAAACCUGUCAAUCCAGAAGAUGUGCACCCAGCAAAAAAUGUGCCAAAAGAAAACCAGGAAGAGACUGGAAGCCAUAAACUUACAGGUCAUCCUGUAAAAGUUGGUCCAUCCGAGGCUAAAUUUUGUGAGCCAGUGCUGCAGGAUGACAUUCACAUUCACAGGGAGAAGCUAAAGGAUACUUGUACAACAAACAUCAUGAAACCUGUCAAUCCAGAAGAUGUGCAACCAGCAACAAAUGUGCCAAAAGAAAACCAGGAAGGGACUGGAAGUCAUAAACUUACAGGUCAUCCUGUAAAAGUUGGUCCAUCCGAGGCUAAAUUUUGUGAGCCAGUGCUGCAGGAUGACAUUCACAGGGAGAAGCUAAAAGAUACUUGUACAACAAACAUCAUGAAACCCGACAAUCCAGAAGUUGUGCAACCAGCAACAAAUGUGCCAAAAGAAAACCAGGAAGGGACUGGAAGUCAUGAACUUACAGGUAGUAGUGGCCAUCAUUCUUUGGUGUCUGAAAAUCACAAUAAUAGCACUGGAAGUCAUGGUCAUUUGUGUCAGCCCAAGAGAAAAGAGAACGAUGAUGAGCUGGCUGUGUCAAUUCCAAUAGGAGAUGUGCCACAAUCCCAAGUUCAGAAAAAAGAUUUUCUUCAUUUGGGAGAGACACAGUGUGCCAAAAGAAAACGAGGAAGCGACUCAAAGAAGAAUGAGUCCGCUUCAGAUUGUGAAACAGAGAGAAAAUCUGAAUCUGGCAUAAAAAAUGAAGAAGGAAACCUCGAAGAACACAAAGAUCCAACACUGCAACAAAUUUUUGGAAUCAAACAGUGGAAGAAGAAGAAGACGAAGAAAACAACUAAUACUGAAGAAUCUAGCGAUAAGGAUUCUGAAAGGGCUCAUACCAGCAAAGAUCACGGUGCAGAACUGAUCGGCACUAAAAUAAAAGUUUGGUGGCCAUUGGAGCAAGCGUUUUACGAGGGAGUCAUUUCUUCUUUUGAUUCUGAGACAAACAAACACAAGGUCGUAUAUGAUGAUGGUGAAGUAGAGAAAUUGAGACUACACAAAGAACGAUGGGAAAUGCUUGAAGACAAUUCAUCUCAAAAGGAUAUUAAAAGGACUUUUACCAUGAAAGAUUAUGGUAAGGAACUGGUUGGCACUAGGAUAAAAGUUUGGUGGCCAUUGGAUGAAAAGUUUUACGAGGGAGUAGUCUCUUCUUUUGAUCCCGUUGAAAGGAAACACAAGGUCUUAUAUGAUGAUGGUGAAUCAGAGAAAUUGAGACUACAUAAAGAACGAUGGGAGAUGCUUGAAGAUAAUUCAACUCAAAAGGAUCACGCGUUAGACUUUCAAGGCCAUGCUGUUUCAUCUGCUACGUCAUAAAUUAAGUACCGCAGAGUAGAAGGGCACUGAAUCAGUGGAAAUCUCUGUCGUGGAUAGGAAAGAAACUCAACUCCUGCAAGUGUUGAAGAAUUUUCAUAAAUGUAACUACUAAAUUAAGCGAUGUGAUUCAGUUGAUUGGAGAAAUGAGAUGCGAGUCUUAGCAUAUUUCAGCAGCAAAAGAAACUGAGCUGGUCAUGGUUGUAGAUUUAUUAUAUGUCGCGCUACAGUCUGCUCUUGGUGUUUACUAAUGCUCAGCGGCUUAUAUGUAUGAUUAAAUUACUGAUGUUGGAGAAUUCAAAACCCAUAAAAUUCAAAUUAUGAAUCAACGAUUUUUUUUGUAUUUCCAUAUAAGACCAUUUCUUGUUUAGAUUUUUUUUGUGUUUCCAUAGAUAUAUAUUGAACAAGCACUGCACAUGUUAUUUGUU
Messenger RNA from Solanum lycopersicum (tomato), 2087 nucleotides. Its product is annotated as sister chromatid cohesion protein PDS5 homolog D-like. Gene Ontology annotation, cellular component: nucleus; chromatin. Gene Ontology annotation, biological process: mitotic sister chromatid cohesion; DNA repair. The record is from RefSeq and is a predicted model, not a curated record. Lineage: Eukaryota; Viridiplantae; Streptophyta; Magnoliopsida; Solanales; Solanaceae.